GCCGCCCAUUUGGGUGUUUCUCAGGAUUAUAGGUUUUUAGGUCACACAGAAACCCUGGGGAACGCCUGAAAAGGCUAAACACAAGCAGUUACAUUAUGCACAAGCUGGAUGACGUGACCCCACUGCUGCUUGUGGAGAGGGAGGCUGCUGAACCCGAGCUGGUGUGAGCUUCUCUUGCCGCAAGUCCACGGGUGGCCAGGAGCACGUGUUAGUCUGGUUAAGAGCUCUGCUCAGAAGUAGCCGCUGCAGCUGAAGGUUUUCAGGCGGGCUGAAGGCUGGGCCGCUUCUUCAUUCAUUUCAGAAACUUGAACAGUGGGCCUUCUACACACGCUGUCUUUGUCAGCCUCAGGCAGUUCCUCCAUGGAUGAGACACAGGGGCCUCUGGCUAUGACUGUCCAUCUUCUUGCCAACUCUGGGCACGGCUCGCUUCUGCAGAGGACUCUGGACCAGCUCCUGGAUUGCAUUUGCCCAGAGGUCCGGCUCUUUCAGGUGUCUGAACGGGCCAGUCCUGUGAAAUACUGUGAAAAGUCCCAUUCCAAGCGGUCCCGGUUUCCAGGGAUGUCCGUGUUGCUCUUCCUGCACGAAAGCCCGGGAGAGCAUCGGCUAUUUCGCGUCCUGGACUCUCUCCAGCAUUCGCCAUGGCAGUGCUACCCCACCCAGGACACUCGGGGAAGGCUGUGUCCCUACUUUUUUGCCAAUCAGGAGUUCUACAGCCUGGACAGUCAGAUGCCCAUCUGGGGGGUGAGGCAGGUGCACUGUGGCUCCGAGAUCUUGAGGGUGACGCUGUACUGCAGUUUUGAUAACUAUGAAGACGCCGUCAGACUCUACGAGAUGAUCCUGCAGAGAGAAGCGACCUUGCAAAAGAGCAAUUUUUGUUUCUUCUUGCUCUAUGCCUCCAAGAGCUUUGCUCUGCAGCUCUCCCUGAAGCAGCUGCCCCCGGGAAUGUCAGUGGACCCCAAAGAGUCUUCGGUGCUGCAGUUUAAGGUUCAAGAGAUCGGCCAGUUAGUGCCUCUGCUACCCAAUCCAUGCAUUCCUAUCAGCAGCACCAGGUGGCAGACUCAGGACUACGAUGGCAACAAGAUUCUGCUUCAGGUCCAGCUGAAUCCAGAACUUGGUGUUAAGAAUGGCACCUUGGGAGCUGGCAUGCUUCCCCUGGGCUCCAGGCUGACUUCUGUCUCUGCAAAGAGGACCUCAGAACCCAGGAGCCAGAGGAACCAGGGCAAGAGGUCCCAGGGGCAUUCUCUGGAGCUUCCUGAGCCCAGUGGGAGCCCCACAUCAGACAGGUGUGCCGGCACUUCGUGGAAAAGCCCUGGCCGGUCAUUCCAGGUCAGCAGCCCAGCUAUGGGUGCCCACCUGCACCUGUCUUCUCAUCACCUUGAAUCCGGGGCCAGAAUGAAGGUCCUCAACCGGGAAAACAGCUUUCAGAAGCUUGAGGCCGAGACGAAUGUUGACACUGGGUUGACCAUCAUAAAUUCUGAACCCAGGCAGACUUAUUUUGGCGGAUUUCCAAGGGAUUUACAGACCAGCCAGCCACCAUUCUGCUUGCCAGCCUCUUCCUUGGGGGUGGCUACCUCCAAAAACAACAGUGUCCUUAAGGGAAGAGUCUCUCCUUUGCCACUUGCUGGCCAAAGGGACCUUGGUACCAGGAAGACAAUUUCAGAAUGUCUCCUUCAUCUGCAAGUUCAGGGUGAAGAAAAAGAAGAAGAUGAAGAAGAAUUCUUUAUAUAGCAUAAAAUAAAUGUGGUUUUCUAAAACACAAGAUCAGACAAAAUGUUCUAGAAAUGGAGUACUGACCCAGAAUCAGCCUGUUAGUUGUUCAUCUGAGGGGGGCUGAAUGCUCCCCAUGCACAAUCUGUAUUGAUUUUAUUUCAAAUGUUCAAAGUCUAAAGGUGCUGGGAAUGAUUGUUUAUUUGCCAUCACAGUCAUAAGAGAACACAGCCAACACACAGGGAAAAAAACCGAAUGCUUUUGUUCCCUGGAGAUGCACUAACCCAGCUGGAUGUGUUGAAUCCAGCAUCUAUCAGGAUAAUUGCAUUGUAUGCCAAUGAAUCGGUAUGUUAUACAACACUAAUUAGUGUCUGUAAUUUGGUUUUAAUUUUUGCUUAGGUUGCAUAGCUCAUCCCCCUGGACAAUAUGGACUAUUUAUUCUUGAAUGCUUUUUAAUUUUCAUGUGACCUCUUUUGGUGACUAGGCCUUGUUCACAUACCCUCCUUGUGAUUUUGCCUUUAAAGUUGUUUGUAUCUGGAGUGAGUGAAAAUGCAAAGUGUUUUGAAAAUUAUAAACAGUUAAUUUUGUUUUCCUGUUUAAUGAGCCAAAAUACUGGAAGCCAGAAAAUCAGGUUAAACAUGAAUGCUAGGCUCUAGGGCUUUCCUGCUUGUCUGCUUCUCAUUUGUUUCUGCAGUAUGUCAAAGAGGACAGUAGUUCUUGUUACAAACCAAAGAGGAACAUUGAGCACAGUGGGAAAAUUGGACUGGUUGAUCUGGCCACUGGAGCAGGACUUGGGUUCUUCUGGCCAGAUUUUGACUCCCAGAUUCCUUUACAAAAUGCACUCAUUCAUUCAUUUAUAUAUGUUCAUUCAAUAAACAUUUUAUGAAUACCUACAUUUGAAUAAGACAUUGUGUAUAUGGUACAUAUACAUUCUGGGGCCAUGAAACCCAAAAAGUGUAUAUGGUUUCACUGCUCUGAUAAAUUCAUUCUACCAACUUUUAAAAAGAUACUGAAUUCCAAAUAUAUUCCUCCAAAAACUUUUUCCACAGUUGAGGCCCACACUGGCCACAUAAUGGUGUAAUAAGCAUUUGCAACCUGCAGAUGGAGACUGGGCAUAUUAUGAAUUGCAAUGGACAAAUUCUCGUUGCCCAUAUGCUGAAUUUUUUGGUUAUGUCUGUACACACAUUUUUAAAAAACCCGAGGCCUGUGUUUCAGUUCAUUUAUAAGGUUAUUCAAUUCCACGAACUUCACUCUCAGAACAGAUGUUACAUAAGAGUGUAAAUGUUGAUUUAGCUGGAUCUUUUGGAGACUUGGAGACUUACUACACCUAACUAGAGACAGAGAUGAGUUCAGUCCUAAAGUCAAAUCUUGCAAAAGUGAGUCUAGGCUGAUUUUGGGUGCUCUUCUCGGCAAAAGGGAUAGAAACGGAGGAGAGUUGUAAAUGGACAAAGACAAGACUCCUCAAUUGAUAUUUUUUGUCCUUAAAACAUCAACAUAUUCUCAUUCCCAUUUUGUCUCUCUCUCCCCUAGACUACAAUUUGAUUUUAGAAAAUGGGAUGAAGAGCUUAACUUUGGUAUAGCUUUCUGUAAUAAGAGUUAAAAAAGGAAGUUGAACUACUGAACUUUGAAUAAGCACAGCAGGAAGAAGUUUUGAAAUUUCCUUCCCACUUUUUUUUAUGUUAUCUAAAUUUUCUUAAUAUAAUACAUGGGUAAGAAUAAAAGUACCUGAAAAUUAUAAAGAAUAUUGAGAAAUGUGAAUCAGGCACCUUACAAAAUUGACUUGUAAAAUAAUAUACCCUUAAAAUGUCAUCUAUUCUAUCCUACUUGUAUUAUUCAGGGUUCCCUAGAGGAACAGAACUAAUAGGAUAGAUAGAUGUAUAUAUGAAAGGGAGUUUAUUAAGGAGUAUUGACUCACACAAUCACAAGGUGAAGUCCCACAAUAGGCUGUCUGCAAGCUGAAGAGCAAGGAAGCCAGUCCAAGUCCCAAAACCUCAAAAGUAAGGAAGCUGAUAGAGCAGCCUUCGGUCUAUGGCCGAAGGCCCUAGAACCCCUGGCGAAUCACUUGUGUAAGUCCAAGAAUCCAAAGCUGAAGAACUUGGAGUCUGAUGUUCAAGGGCAGGAAGCAUCCAGCACAGGAGAAUGAUGAAGACCAGAAGACUCAGCCAGUCUAGUCCUUCCACAUUCUUUUGCCUGCUCUAUUUUAGCCACACUGGCAGCUGAUUAGAUGGUGCCCACCCAGAUUGGGGGUGGGUCAGCCUCUCCCAGUCCACUGACUCAAAUGUUAAUUUCCUUUGGCAACAGCUUCACAGACACACCCAGGAACAAUACUUUGCAUCCUUCAAUCCGAUCAAGUUGACCCUCAAUAUUAACCAUCACACUACUCAACACAGGAAUUCAAUUUACAACAUGAUGGGAUGGAAAUACCAGUGAACUGGGUGGGGGGGCCCGGAUUUUGGUUUCACUUUUUAAAUUUACUAUUGAUGGGACCUUGAGCAUGUCAGGCUCCUUGGUCCUCUGUUGCUUUAUCAACUGUAACAAAAGAUUGGUAGGGGAAUCAAGAUGAUGUAUAUGAAAGCAUCUGGAUUUCAUGAAGCAUUAUAAAUGUGUGAGUUUUUUAUGAUUAUUGUAUUAUAUUGUAUAUUAUAUAAUAUAGUGUAUUAUUAAUACCAUUGGUCCUUCGGACCCACAGUUUAAAAAUAUCAUGAGAACAAAGGACUUCUUUUGAAACAAGUUUUAGUGAAAUCAAUGAGGCAACAAAAAAUAAAUCCACCUUUCUAAGAUUUGUACUACAUGUGCCAUUUACUUUAUGUUUCUAUAGCUAAGAGGAAAAUUAUUUAUAACAAAUAAUCAAAUGCAUCCCAAAGUUCAAUAGAGAUUAUAUACAACAGGGAUAAACUAUGAACUAGCUCAAUCCAAUUUAUCAAAUUAAUUAGACUUAAUUAAAUUAUACGGUAUUACCUAAAAUGUAUAAUGUGUCACUUUUUAAAUCUGAAAGUCUUCUGAUGAUCAGAAUACUUUAUUUUUCUAUAAAUAAAAUCCACAUCUAUUGUGAGUUCAGUCCUAGACUGCUGCAAUAAAGCAGAUAUUGCAAUAAAGCAAGUCCCAUGAAUUUUUUGGUUUCCCAGUACAUAUAAAAGUUAUGUUUACAAUAUACAGUAGCCUAUUAAGUGUGCAAUAGCAUUAUGUCUGAAAAAAACCAAUGUACAUACUUUAAUUAAAAAAUAUUUUAUUUCU
Gorilla gorilla gorilla (western lowland gorilla) is the source of this 4941-nucleotide messenger RNA. It is a transcript of the gene FAM124B, whose product is annotated as family with sequence similarity 124 member B. NCBI's taxonomy places the organism in Eukaryota, Metazoa, Chordata, Mammalia, Primates, Hominidae. Bases 361 to 1728 code for a protein of 455 amino acids. The transcript has 2 exons. The record is from RefSeq and is a predicted model, not a curated record. Gene Ontology annotation, cellular component: nucleoplasm.